Molecule: messenger RNA, 1302 nt
Organism: Effrenium voratum
Lineage: Eukaryota; Dinophyceae; Suessiales; Symbiodiniaceae
Source: the annotation of a GenBank genome assembly
AUGGUCUUGGAUGACUCGAACCUGAUUCUGGUCACGUCCGGCGAGGACGUGCUGGUGAAGUGCUGGGACCUUCGCAGCAUUUGGAGGGUGGACAACACCCUGGACAUGGAGCCCUUCAAUGUGCUUCGCGGCCACUCCGCCGCGGUGCUCGCGUUGACCUACCGGCCCCAGGACCGCAUGCUCUUCAGCGCGGGGCUGGACUCUGUGGUCCGUGCCUGGAGUUUGCUCUAUGGCGCCUGCGACAGCCUGGAGCUGCCAUGCCGCGAGGCGGUUUGGGCCUUGGAGCACCAUCCCCACCUGUCCUACUUGGCGACUGCGUCCGCUGAUGGCCUUCUUGGCCUUUGGAACACGGAGGCCGAGCACUCCGAGCAGGGAGAGGCCAGACGCCAGGCCGUCUUCAAGCUGAACGUGCCGGGAGGCCUGGACGUGCCGAGCUGCGCAUGCUGGGUGCCCAGCCAUAGCGCGCGGCUCCUGGCUGGCUAUACCUCCUCGAGGAUCGCCGUCUUCGACGCGCACCAUGGCACGCAGGUGUUGGACAUGCCAGGUGACGCUUCUGGAAGUUCAGCCACUUCUGCUUGCGGGCAUCAGCUCACCCAGCUGAUGGCGACCGGCCACGUGGACGGCCAAGUUCGCUUGCUGGACCUGGCUUCCGGCAGGUGCGUUGGCAAUUUGGCGCACCCCGAGAUGGUCACGUCCCUGGGCUUCGACCCAAUCAACGCCCACAGUUUGGUCACCGGCUGCCACGACGGCGCCAUGCGGACUUUCGACCUCCGCAUGGGCCGCACCAUGCGCUUGGCGCUGCACCAGCUGCGCAAUCGGGGUGUCGAAGUGGGUUGGGCGGCGCAGCAGUUGCAGGUUGAGAGGGGCACCGGUCUCAUGCGCACCGUCACCCUAUGGCAGGACAAGGCCAGUAUUGCCUUCAAGCCAGACGGGACGCAGAUCAUCGUGGCAGCCGGCAACCGCGUCUUGGUGUACGACGCCACGGAUGGGGACCUCGUCCACUCGCUGAAGGGCCACAAGGAGAGCGUUUUCUGCGUGGCCUACUCCAGGCAUGGGAAGAAGUUUGCUUCGGGCGGUGCCGACAAGCAAGUCAUCAUUUGGACUCACAAGGCGGAGGGCAUCCUGAAGUACAACCACAAUGAGUCUAUUCAGUGCCUGGCCUACAAUCCUGUCACUCAGCAGCUGGCGAGCGGCACUGCCUCCGACCUGGGCCUGUGGUCCCCGGAGCAGAAGUCGGUGUCCAAGCGCAAGGCGCGGUCGGGCGGUCGCUGGAGCCGGGGAGCCACGAGUUGGGUGGUAUGA